AUGGUCUCACAAACAUACUCUGUUGAUGUUGGACUUUUGAAUAAAUGGAAAAGAAAUCGAGCUACAUUACAAAAGUUGACUGAAAAAUCAGAUCUAAAAAAUGAAAAGAAAAACAGAUCAGUUAACAACGAUUCAGAUGAUGCACUCUACAAUUGGAGAAUAAGGGCACGUAGUGUAGAAAUAUGUAUUUCAGGUCCGAUUUUAUGUGCUGAAGCUUUAGCUUUCAAUAAAGAAAUUGGUGGAAAUAAUAAAUUCAAAGCAAGUUCUGGUUUGAAUCGUCAACAAGUUUUUAAUUCUGAUGAAACAGGCCUCGUUUAUAAAGAUAUGCCAGAAAAAACAAUUGCAAGUAAUAAUGAAGUUCAAGUCUCAGGCUCCAAAAAAAAAAAAGAAAAAGUUAGUGUUCGAUUUUGUUAUAAUGCCAAUGGAUCUAUGAAGAUGCUAUUACUCGUUAUAGGAAAGUCUAAAAAUCCACGCAAGCUGAAGAGUCUACAAAAAUCGAAACUUCCUGUUAUAUACGAUCAUCAAAAUAAUGCAUGGAUGGACAAGCGAAUAUUUCGAGAUUAG
This is a messenger RNA of Chelonus insularis, 564 nucleotides long. Its product is annotated as jerky protein homolog. NCBI's taxonomy places the organism in Eukaryota, Metazoa, Arthropoda, Insecta, Hymenoptera, Braconidae. Gene Ontology annotation, molecular function: DNA binding. The record is from RefSeq and is a predicted model, not a curated record. The transcript has 2 exons. Gene Ontology annotation, cellular component: nucleus. The coding region runs from base 1 to 564 and encodes 187 amino acids.